CAAACACUAUAAAUCGUUCAGUAGUGAGAUUUAUACCACAUCCGGGUCCUGUAACCGUACUAUUUUGUUUAUUACUUUACACGCCGUAUUACAAAUAAAUUUCAUUUAUUUUAUUCUAAUAUUCAAAUACAUGACACCAUGUGAUGAGUGAAAGUGUAUAUCUGAAGAGGUUUUAUCGAUGACGCUGUGUACUUAUAGCUUAGCUGUAAGUACUUAAAUGGAGUUAGCGUAGCCGUGACAGAAAACAUAUUGAUGUAUUUAAAAAGAUUCUGGAAACAUCUGCUCUCAAAUUCAUGACGUCUUUUCUGCAUUCACAUGAUUGAAACACUCGGAUGUAGGAAGAAGGACGGGUUUUUCUAUCAGGCACUCUCACAGACAGUAUAUCACGAGCUGUGAACUAAGGACAACUACAGAACGAAAUAACCAGCGAAAUGUCUAGGUACAAACUGACCUACUUUAACUUUCGAGGUAGAGCAGAACUUAUUAGAAUGACCCUUUGCGCUGCCGGACAGGACUUCGAAGAUAACCGGAUAUCAUAUAAGGACUACUUAAAGAUAAAAAGUGACUUACCCCAGAACCAAGUUCCGAUAUUGGAGUUUGAUGGCCAAACUCUUCCACAAAGUUUGACGAUUGUACGCUACCUCGCCAGAGAGUAUGGUCUUUAUGGGAACAACAAUCUUGAGUCGGCAACAGUAGAUAUAGUCCUUAACACAUUUGCCGAUACUUUUUUCGCUUAAGUCAAAGUGUUUUACGAAACGGAUGAAACAAUCAAAAAACAAUUAGCAAAAACAUUAUCUGACACCGGUAUGCCACGACUCAUAUCGAUCUUUGGGAAAAUCCUGCGUCAAAACAAUGGCGGUGACGGAUGGAUAGUUGGAACUAAGAUGACAGUGGCAGACCUUGCCUUAUACACUCUGUUCGAUGAUUUGCAAGGAAGUGCUGACCUUGCCAACAGUUUUCUGGCAGAUGCAAAACUGAAGUCACAUUUUGAUAGAGUGAAACAAUAAAAACGAAUUGCAGACUGGCUUAAAAAACGGAACGUUAGAUUACCCUGACCACGUCUAUAAUGGUUUGGAAAACUAAUCAACGGUUAUACACGAACAGGAUACUAGGACACGUGACUUGUAAAUGGUAUAUUGUACAACAUAGAUUCACGAGAUGAGAAUCGUUAUAAAACAUAUUUUAUUCACAUCUUUCCUUCUUCAGCUUCGUAAACUUUCACAAUACAUAAAUUAGCGUAUACGCAGUGGGAAAAGGUUCUGCUGAUUUAUGAUUGUAAAUGGGUGACACCGGACUUCUUCUGUGUUUUACAGUUCAGCGAGAUCAUAGACCGAUUAAAACUAUUGCUUGGUUCGUUCAACAUCUGGAAACAUGUUGCAUAAACAGCAAAGGGACGAUGACAAACUUCUUAUUCCAUGGAUACACAUUCAAAUUUCUUUCUCUGCAAGGUUAAUAAAAGCUAUUAAA
Mizuhopecten yessoensis (Yesso scallop) is the source of this 1467-nucleotide messenger RNA. RefSeq names its product hematopoietic prostaglandin D synthase-like. Gene Ontology annotation, molecular function: glutathione transferase activity. NCBI's taxonomy places the organism in Eukaryota, Metazoa, Mollusca, Bivalvia, Pectinida, Pectinidae. The record is from RefSeq and is a predicted model, not a curated record. The transcript has 6 exons. The coding region runs from base 432 to 737 and encodes 101 amino acids. Gene Ontology annotation, biological process: glutathione metabolic process.